This is a messenger RNA of Conger conger (European conger), 7593 nucleotides long. RefSeq names its product zinc finger protein 592 (gene znf592). The coding region runs from base 1151 to 5170 and encodes 1339 amino acids. The transcript has 10 exons. Lineage: Eukaryota; Metazoa; Chordata; Actinopteri; Anguilliformes; Congridae. The record is from RefSeq and is a predicted model, not a curated record.
CUGGUGAGAGGGCGAUGUGGAAGUUAGGUAGCUAACGUUUACGUUACCUCGGUUCCAUUAAAAAGCUACUGGGAAAGGUGAAGUUUGCUGUAUAGCUACCUGUCGAAACGUUGUUGUUUAAGGAGUUAUAAUAGUUACUGAAAUGCAACUAAACCCAAUAGAUAGCUAUGUUGGGCUAGCACAGAAUACAAAUAGCUAGUUAGCUAAACGGAUACCUAGCCACCUAGCGAAUUCGUUAAUGCAGGAAAUUGACUGAAAAGGCCGAGGCUCUAAGGAAAUAUAUUGUGAAUAGCCAGCUAACGCUAGCUAGCUAUAUGUAUACGAUUAGUAGUGUCAAACGAGGACAAAGCGCGUGCGAACCUCUUACAAGUAAACGUUAAAUGACAUGCUAAAGUCACAUUUCUGGGAACUAACAUAGUUGUGUAACUUAUCGAACUUAAGGACUAGCUGCUAAUGGUUUAGGCUAACAUUAUCAAAUUAGCAAGGUAACGUUAUACUUGGUUUAAUGGUACCAUGCUAGCUGGCUUCUAGAGUGCAUCUGGACGAGCGCCGAGACCGAGUUAACUUAUCUAGGCUAUCUAGCUAGUUACACAAAACUAGCUGUGAAAGCCGCAUUGGCCGUACGUUGUUACUGUUAAAUGUUAUACCAUUAGCUAGCGUAAUAGGUUACUUGUUAUCUUACAAGGUACUGAAAUGUGUUAUGAAAUGUAGCUACUUUCCUUCAACUUAGCUAGCCUAGCCCUUUAGUGCGAGAGCGCUUUGGACGUUAGCCUAGCUAGCUAGAUGCGUUAUCUAGCUAGCACCCUUUUCGUCAUUGUUUUUGCUUAACCAAAAUGAGUGGUUCUAGCUAUAGCUAACAAGCUAAUUUUACUAUUUGGCUAAAUUACAAAUAUGAUGUGACUUUUUAAGUUUUCCCAGGAUUGAAAAAAAAUAGCUGUAGCUAGCUAACUUGCCUAGCUAGCUAACCAUGAAAACACUCGUCCCCGCAGAGUUGCCGCGGUGAAUAAAGGAUCCAAAUGAUGGUUUUGGACAUUUUGGAUAUCUUGGCAGUGUAGUAGAGCUGUCCUCAGUUGUUGGAAGACAUAUUUUGGAAGAACUGUGCGGAAGGCUUAUUGUAAGAUGAAAAGAAUGUCUUUCAAAAUUCUCAAAAAUGGGUGAUAUGAAGACCCCGGAUUUUGAUGAUCUUUUGGCCGCCUUCGACAUCCCAGAUGCCACCAGUUUGGAUGCCAAAGAGGCCAUCCACACAAGCCAUGACGAGGCAGAGGGUCACCUGAAACCUGGGAUGUGUAUGGAUGAUGGCAUCCCCGGACACCACUCCUUGCCUGCCGCGGACAUCCCUGCUGUCAGCGUGAUUGUGAAGAACACGAGUCGCCAGGAGUCCUCCGAAGCCAGCGUGGAGAAGGAAGCUGGUCGCCAGACGCACCUGGUGCCAAACGGGUUCCGCUGUGGUGCCACCUUGGACUACCACCACCUGGGUCCCGGUAGCUAUGGCAAGCUUGAGACGUUGUUCCUCAAUGGGGACAGCUCGAGGGGCCCUUCGGAAAGCGUGGCCGCCCACAGACCUGACAGAAUGCCGUCUUUCUCCCAGUUCAGCCCCAUCUCCAGUCCAGAAACCGAGGAUGCUCAGGGGAACGGGAUCGAACUUCGUCUGAAACAAGACGAGAGGCCUUACUUCCCCGCAGCCUCGAGCUUGUUCGAGCCCAUGGAGCCCUCAGAGCUGGACAAUCCGAAGAAGCUGCUCACAUUCAGCAUGUUCGAUAACUGCCACAAAACAGACGUUGUAAACGAGCAGGCGAAGAGCUAUGAGAGACCGGGAGUGUCGAGCAGACCGGAGCAGACCAGGACUGAAGAGCGCUCUGAGGGCCUCAGCAGAGAUCAUGCCAAAAGGCAAGGGUUUCUGAGUAGUCCGGCUCUCUCCCUGGAGGACCUUCACGGCAGGAGUGUUGAAGAUGCAAGCAGCUUUCCCUUGUCGGAGACUGGCAUGGGCAUGUCGAACCAGGCCAUCAGGACACCAUCCUCCAAACUGUCCUCUUGCCUAGCAGCGCUUGCAGCACUAAAUGCCAAAAAGGACGCAGAGUACUCAAAGGAAAUGAAUGCGAAGCCUAGAGAGCCGUCGGUGUUUGUGAAGGAAGCCCCCAAAGCCAGCCCUGUGGGGCCGAAGUCCCCCAGGAGCCCCAGGAGUCCGCUGGAGUCGGUGAAGCGGUUUGCCAAACAGCCGGACAGCCCUAUGAGCGCCUGCAGCGACAGCAGCGGCAAGGCUUCCCCUUCGGUGACUACGGGUUCUCCCCCGGCCAUACCGCGAGUCCGAAUAAAGACCAUAAAGACCUUGUCUGGACAGAUCAAGCGCACCGUGACUAGUGUGCUGCCCGACUCUGAGCUGGAGGACCUCCUGUCUCCCGCCGAUUCGACCGCGUCGCAGUACACCGCUUCUGCCGAAGAGAUGUCGCCCAGUCCGCAGCCGAUGCCCCCUUCGCGUAAUCUCAACGCCGACUUCGUUUUCGACAAUGGAAAGAGUAAAACCUCCUCCCAAACAAUGCCUGCAGUGACGCUGAUGACUCCCGCUUCCCUCCCGCCAAAAGUCAACAGUGUAAGAGCGGAGGGGGGCUUCAAGAAGAAGGCAAGAGGGCAGUCUUCCACUACCUUCCAGAAUGCCAGCAGCGCCUUAAUGAGGGCAGUUAACAGGCAUCAGAAGGCUGUAUCCGUCCAGUUGGCGAAUGCUCCCAACACCAACUUCCUCCCCAAAGUCGUGCACCUGGCGAACCUAAACCUGGUCCCCCACAGCGUGGCCGCCUCAGUCACGGCGAGAUCCAGCACCCAGCGACAGAACCAGCCCCAGCUUUCCAAAUCCACAGUGUGUAGCACAGUCCCUCUGGUACAUCAAGUCAAAAACGCCACACCUCUCCCAUGCACCGCCCUCCCCAGCCAAGCCGUGGACACCUUGAACAGACUAUUAAACGCCACCAACCCUGUGCCAACAUAUGUGCCCAAUCUGAACCCACCGGCGGAGUGUGAAGUCGCUCUGCCCGCGCGCGGCUACCGCUGUCUGGAGUGCGGCGACUCGUUCGGACUGGAGAAGAGCCUGGCCCAGCAUUACGGGAGGAGAAGCGUGCACAUCGAGGUCGCCUGCAUGCACUGCUCCAAGACGCUGGUGUUCCUCAACAAAUGCAGCCUGUUGGCACAUGCCCGGGAGCACAAGAGCCAAGGCAUGGUCAUGCAGUGCACCCAGCUCUUCAUGAAGCCCAUCCCUGCAGACCAGAUGUUCGUCCCCCCUGCCGGCGGCUCCACCGCGCCCGCGACCGCGACCGCCCCCGCGACCGCGACCGCCCCCUCCCUCUCUGCCCCGGCCUCUGCCUCUGCCUCUGCCUCUGCCUCUGCCCCGGCCCCGGCCCCGGCCCCGGCCCCGGCCCCGGCCCCUGGCUCUGGCUCUCCAGCCCUGGCCGGUUCACACAAGGUCAAACCUGCUAUGCCUUUGUAUUCGGAUAAAAUCAUCCGCCACGGACUCAAGUGUCUGGAGUGCAACAAGCAGCUGGCAGAUUACCGAUCGCUAGCCGGUCACUACCAGAGGGUUUCUGAGGAGACCGAAGGACUGAUGUGCAAGCUGUGCCCAAUGCUGCUUCCCAACAAGUGCAGUUACCGGACCCACCAGCGCCUCCACGCCCACAAGUCCCCAUACUGCUGCCCCGAGUGCGGAGCCGUCAGCCGCUCUGUGGACAUCCAGAAGCACGUCAAGGAGAACUGCCUCCACUACGCACGCAAGAUCGGGCACAAGUGUCUUCACUGUGAAAUGUUCUACAUGUCCACCAAUGUCCACAAGAGGCACAUAGAGGAGAAGCAUUGCGAGGUCUUCUACAAGUGCUCUCUCUGUCCGGUUGCCUUCAAGUCUGCCGAUGGCUGUCUGAUGCACAUUAAGAAUAAGCACAAUGCCAGCAAUCUGUCUCCACAGUUAAUCUAUAAGUGUGCCUGUGAAACGGUUUUUAAAAAGAAGCAGCUGCUGUUCCAGCACUUCCAUCAGAACGCUAAAAAGCACUGCGUGUUCAAGUGCCCCGAGUGCAACGUGGUCUUCACCCAGAAGCAGCCCCUGAUGCAGCACUUCAAGGCCAUGCACAGAGGCGCGUUCAGGGCGGCCACGGAUGGCGAAAGCGCCAAGAGGACAGAGGGCGCUCCGCCACUGCGCCAGGAAGCCCCCGUCGCUCCCGCCCACCAGCCCAACGCAAACUGCUCCAAGCCCGCGCCGGCCGCCGGCCCGAGAGACAGUCCGCCUGCGCUCAAGCCCAACAGCAAGCUCAACCUGAAGAACGCUGGCUGGACCUGCGGGGAGUGCCUGCACUGGCUGCCUGACAGGGAGACGUACGUCUCGCAUAUGAAGACCAAUCAUGGAAAGUCGGUGAAGAGAUACCCGUGCCAGCAGUGUGAGAGAUCUUUCAACUCCUCCACCAGUUUAAGGCGUCACCUCCGCAACGACCACAUGGGCAAGAAGAAGGUCUACACCUGCUGGUAUUGUACCGAUCAGAAGACGACCUUCACCAAACAUUUCAUGCUGAAGAACCACAUCAGCCUGAUGCAUGGCAUUAAAAACCCAGACUUCAGCCAGAUGGCAAACCCGUCUCUGCAGGGGCCCAGCCAGGGCCCAGGAGAGGGGCCUGGUACGAAGCGGAAAGGGGAAGACUCGGUGCGGGAGGGAGCUGGGGGCGCCGCCCUGGAGGCCGUCUUGGCGAAGCGGUCCAAGCCUCAGUUCCGCUGCGCCAAGUGCGGCUUCACCACCGAGGACAGCGACAGCUUCCUGCAGCACAUACCUCAGCACAAGGGCGAUGACGCCACCCCUCAGUGCAGCCGCUGCGGCCUAUGCUUCGCCUCCCGGCUGGCCCUCAGCCGACACCUCUUCAUCGUGCACAAGGUCAAGCAGCUGGAGGAACAGCAGGAGGAGGAAGAGCAGCAGGAGGAGGAGGAGGAGGAGGAGGAGGAGGAGGUCUUUGAGCAAGAGCAGGAUGGUGAGGGAGAGGGGGCGAGGUCGCCCCGCACCGAUGAGAAAGGGGACCCGACGCGCCCCGCAGGACAGACCGUCUCCUCUGGCGAGGAGUGGGGGACGGGCGUUAGCGGCGCCAGCAGCCAGGCGACCGUUAGCGAGCCAGACCCUGGCUCCCGCACGCGGCCUGAGGAGCGUCUCUCCUGAGGGUCGACGCCGAGCGCCGGGAGCGAAAACAGACACGACUACAAAGCUGCUAUUCCCACCCUAACAACCCACCAAACAGGUGACCAAGGACACUCAACACGCUAAGCGUUUAGCAUCCCAGCAGCUUGAAAAAAGUGGUACUUUAAAUCAGUUGCCUUACAGUUCAUGUGUAUUUUACAUUGUUGAACGUACACAAUCUAGUAUGCCUCAUAAACGAAAUUUCUGACAAAUUAGGUGCGGGAGUCCGGAGUUCAUCCGUUUGAACAGAUAGCAAUCGUGUCUGCUUUUUGUCUUUUGUUUCCGUUUGGUGCGAGUUGAAAUUCUGAAGUUUCCUUUCACUUUUGAAGCCUGUUUUCUUCCCAUAUAGUAUUAAGUAUGUUUAUUCGCUGUGAAAAUCGUACAUGGACAAUACAACACUGCAGUGCUUCACAGAGGGAGCUUUGAAGCAGUGGUACAUGCAAAAUGCUUCCAGUCUAUUUCAGAGUGCAUUGGCUCAGACUGCAAGGGCACCUAGGCAUGUUUUGGGAAUCAUUGUCUGUAAUUUACCUCCUUCGGUAUAUAGAUCUGAUUUGAUGAAAUGAAUGGGAAAAUGGAUAAUGCAUUGAACCCAAAGGAAAGUGAGUAAUUGAACAUGUUUCAAAACAUCCUGGCAUGCUACAUAGAAUCCACAGAAGUGUGAAAAUCUGUGGCUGAGGUUUGACCAACAAUCCCUGAAUUGAAUAAGCAGGUGUGCAUCAAAACCUACUGAUGUUUUCAUGUACUUGGGAGGACUUCGCAGAAAUCCUCACAUUCUGCUGAAGACUGCAGAAAUGUGGUAAUUUGUGUCAAAAUAUUUAGCAGCCUGCAAGUUCUAUUUUAUUGACAUGCAUGACCAUUUUGAUGGCCUCUUUAAAAACUCAUCAGGAAGUUGUCAAACCGUAAGAUCAAAAUUCAUGGCAAGGGAUGUUUGAGAUCAAACCAAUUUUGCUUACUCUGUACGCCGAUCACUGCAUGUGUGUACACUCUUGGAUGCUUGCCGGUACAGAUUCCCCACUAUGCUUGGCAGUGCAUAAUACCAGGUACACAUAGUGUGUAGUGUGCAGUAUGUGUUUUCAGGCUUACUCAUUAACAAUCGAUUUGUCCAACACGUAAUUGUGUCAUAGGUGCCCUUUAAAGAACAAGGCCAGUUCCACACUGAAAAAAUGGUUGUAUUCUAUCAGUAUUGAGUCUUUUCUGAUCUCAAGCAUUACCAAAUUGGAAACAAUUUUGGUUGCAUGCAGUAGUCAGCAAUUUUACAUCCAUUCCGUACCAAAAAAAAUAAAGGUUUGGGACACAUUUUAAGUGUGCCAUUCUCACAACCAAAGUAGCACUUUCCAUGCAAGGUAAUUGUAUAUGCAUUGUAGUGGAGAAUGUUUUCUGGAAUAAAUGUAUUUAUUUUCUCCACUGUCAUUAACCCUACAAUCUUUAAUGCCAUAAUUACUGACAUAUCAACUGUUGGGGGACAAGAAAAUCUGCAUUAUUUACCCCAAACAUUUGGCAUUACUUGUCAAGUUAGCAUAUUUUGGUUUAAUUUGAAGCUUCAUGAUUUAUUUUGCUUUGGAAAUUGUUUGCCGGUGUGUGUAGUUGGACAAGGAAUGGGAGAUGUGUAUAAAUCAAACAUCUGGUACAAUUGGGUACAGCUCAGUCAUUUACAGUUCAGAAUAGUCCACGUACAGUCAUUGAGCACAAGGUAUGAUCUCGAAUGUGACAUCAUUGUUCUAGGCAGUUUAGUAAAUGUCAAAUUGGCUAAUUGGCGUCUGAAUGGUGUUUGCAUGCAGGGGAACGUGAUAAUUAGUCCGCUUCUGUGACUAAGACCUCAACAGCUGUUUCUACCUCUAUAGCGUUCAGAGGUGAGUUGAGCAGGAUAUGUCUUGGGAAGUGAGUGAGUUUUUGUAUGGCUGCAUUUUUAAAGUAGUGCUUCAUGAAUAAUAUCUCCCAUAUUACUCAAUUUUAUAAAUUACUUUGGAGAUUGGUAUUUAUGGUCAUAUUGACUUUUUCCAUGUGAAUCUUCUAUUAUUUAAGUGCUGUUUAACUCGGUGCAUUUCCUUUCCACAUGUUUAUAGCAUUAAGUGUUUUUUUUUUCUUUCCAUAAAACCGUCUUUAACCGUUUACUGGAGAGUAAUUUAAAAUAUUUAUCUUAAUGAACAGAGAUUAUUAUACCCCUUUGAAUUUCAGCAAUUUUGAUACAGCUUAUCCAGAGGAACUUUGUACUUUUUGAUAAUAUGAGCAUUAGUAUAAAGGACCUUGUACAUGCUAGCUUGUGUACAUAGCAAAUUGAAUUGAUGUGUCUAUACCAAGGUCCCCUCCCCAUAAGCCAUCACAUAUCUAUUUAACUUGCAUUGGACUUUGUGCCUUGCUCUUAUGCUUACUUCAUAUUACGGUAAAUAAAAUCCAUAUGUAAUUAA